AACUGCUCCGCCAGAUAUCCUGAGUUCCCGACGGCUCCCCCCUUCCCCCUCCGCAUCAGCACCACCCGGCUGCGGCCGCCGAGAUGGACGCAGCGGCAGCACAUGCCGCCGGGGCGCCGGCAGGGGAGCAGCAGGCGGCAGCUCCCCGGGCGGAAAGGCUCAACCAGGGGGUGCACCACCAGCUAAACCUGGAAGGCAUGCGGGCGCGCGCGGUGGGGCUCUACAAGGCCAUCUCCCGCAUCAUCGACGACUUCAACAACAUCGCCCGCACCACCCCCGGCGGUUCCCCCAAGUGGCAGGACGUGCUCGGGCAGUUCUCCAUGGUGAGCAUGGAGCUAUUCAACAUCGUGGAGGACAUCAAGAAGGUGAACAAGGGAUUCGUGGUGUACCCCAGGAACGUCAACGCCGAGAACGCUUCAAUACUGCCUGUAAUGCUGUCGUCGAAGCUCUUGCCUGAGAUGGAAAUUGAGGAAACUACAAAGAGGGAACAAUUGUUGUCUGGAAUAACGAAUCUACCUGUGCCUUCACAAAUGGAAAAAUUAAAGGCUAGGAUAGAUAUGAUUGCAAGUGCGUGUGAAACUGCUGAGAGAGUAAUUGCAGAAUGCCGUAAGACUUAUGGUCUAGGAACCCGUCAGGGGGCAAAUCUUGGUCCUACAUUGGACAAGGCACAGGCUGCAAAGAUACAGGAGCAGGAAGGCCUGCUUAGAGCAGCAGUAAAUUAUGGUGAAGGAUUGCAGGUACCGGGAGACCAAAGGCAGCCACAUUCUUCUCUUCCUAGCCAUUUAAUGGAAGUGCUUCCUUCUGGAGACGGGGCUCAUAACUUUGGUGAUAAUUCUGGUGUCUAUCCCAAAAAUACAUCAACAUUUACGCCUAAUGUUGUCAACACCCAGGGAAAUGCGCAAUGCAGGCAUCUGGAGGACUUGGCAGAUCUGCUCCAUCACCUGGAACUGCAGGAACCCCUAACUUUGAAAAUGUAUCCACUCCACCAAUGCCGUAUGCGGACUCCCCAAGGUCAGGCACCAAUAUGAUGAAUACCCCUUCGCCCCAGCAACAUCUGACACCGCAGCAGCAGAGGCAAAAGCUGAUGCAAGCAUCUCAGCAACAACAGCUGCAUGCUCAACAGCAGCAGCAGCAGUUGAGGCCCUCAGCUGUUGGGUUGCUA
This is a messenger RNA of Brachypodium distachyon (stiff brome), 1162 nucleotides long. Its product is annotated as mediator of RNA polymerase II transcription subunit 8. NCBI's taxonomy places the organism in Eukaryota, Viridiplantae, Streptophyta, Magnoliopsida, Poales, Poaceae. The transcript has 7 exons. Bases 84 to 1028 code for a protein of 314 amino acids. The record is from RefSeq and is a predicted model, not a curated record. Gene Ontology annotation, cellular component: mediator complex.